Messenger RNA from Acipenser ruthenus (sterlet), 6273 nucleotides. RefSeq names its product carboxypeptidase D-like. Lineage: Eukaryota; Metazoa; Chordata; Actinopteri; Acipenseriformes; Acipenseridae. Gene Ontology annotation, biological process: proteolysis. Bases 100 to 4155 code for a protein of 1351 amino acids. The record is from RefSeq and is a predicted model, not a curated record. The transcript has 21 exons. Gene Ontology annotation, molecular function: metallocarboxypeptidase activity; zinc ion binding.
AAAAAAAAAAAAAAAGGGUAACGUGAAGUACCAACUGGAACGGAAACACGGACAGGAAAGAGAAGCAAGUUGAGAGGAGGCGAGGGGGCCUUCACAAACAUGGCGCAACAACAACAACAACUUAUUUUAACAUUCCCCCUACUUUUCCGCUUCGGUUUUUUAUUUUUGGCCUCGCUUUUUUUACUGAACCCCUCCGCUUGUUGGUGCGAGGCGCGCCUGCAGAGAAGGACGGUCGUGAACGGGGAAGCCCGGUUGAAGGAGGUACCGGAGGAAACGUAUGGCAAAUAUUACCGCUACGAGGAAUUGACCGGGCUCCUCAAAGCUCUGGCCCAGACUCACCCUCACAUCGCCAAUCUGUCCAGCGUGGGGCAGUCGGUGCAGGGCAGGGAGCUAUGGGUGAUGCAGAUCACAAAAGACCCUACAGCCGAAGUGCCGGGCAAACCCAAACUCAAAUACGUUGGUAACAUGCAUGGGGACGAGACCGUGUCUAGGCAGGUGCUAGUUUACCUGAUCGAGUACCUGCUGGACAGGUACGGUAAGGAUGACCGGAUUACGAAGCUGGUCGAUGAGGCUGACAUCAAUAUCAUGCCCAGUAUGAACCCUGAUGGCUUCGAAAAGUCGGUGGAAGGAGACUGCGAGGGUGAACACGGGGGCAGGGAGAACGCCAGAGGGAAAGACUUGAACAGGAGUUUUCCAGACCAGUUUGAAACCAUUGAUGUGCCAAUGGAGGAUGUCCCAGAAGUAGCUGCUGUAAUGAAAUGGAUUCAAGACAAAAGGUUUGUGCUGUCUGGGAACCUGCACGGCGGUUCGGUGGUGGCCAGUUAUCCAUUUGACGACUCCCUCAAACACAAGGUGACCGGGGAAUACAGCCCCUCCUCGGAUGACAAGCUUUUCCGGUAUCUGGCUCGGAGCUACGCUGAGCACCACCCGCUGAUGAAGACUGGAGAACCCCACUGUCCGGACACCCCGGAUGAGACCUUCAAAGACGGCAUCACCAACGGAGCGCAGUGGUAUGACGUUUCCGGGGGGAUGCAGGACUACAACUACCUGAAGGGGAACUGCAUGGAGAUCACCUUGGAGCUGACCUGCUGCAAACACCCGCCAGCCUCUGAGCUGCCCAAGGAGUGGGACAACAACCGGGAAUCUCUGCUCGCCUACAUGGAGAAGGUUCACAUCGGAGUGAAGGGUUUUGUGAAGAACAGUGUGACGAGCGGCUGGAUCUCGGAUGCAGAGAUAACGGUGUCGGGAAUCGAUCACAACGUGACGACGGGCCAGUUCGGAGACUACAGCAGACUGCUGCUGCCAGGGUCCUACAACAUCACUGCCAGCGCGCCAGGUUACACCCCCAUGACUGCGCCCAACGUCCAGGUACCUGAGGGCAAGGCCAUUGAGGUGAAUUUCGCCCUCCAGCCCGUGGGACGGGACGAGCCUGCCUCUACCGCGGCACCAGAGGUGGAGACCUUUGCGGGGAAGAAUGUGAGCGCGGCGACAGCCAAACCGGAACACGUGCCGAUCCAGCCCCAGGACUUCCGGCACCAUCACUACUCUGACAUGGAGCUGUUCCUGCGGCGCUACAGCACGGAGUACCCCGGCAUCACGCGGCUCUACUCCAUCGGCAAGUCUGUGGAGCAGAGGGAGCUGUACGUGAUGGAGAUCACAGACAACCCCGGCACCCACAAGCCAGGCAAACCCGAGUUCAAGUACAUCGGGAACAUGCACGGUAACGAGGUGGUGGGCCGGGAGCUGCUGCUCAACCUGAUCGAGUUCCUGUGCAAGAACUACGGCAGCGACCCGGAGGUCACGAAGCUGGUGAACUCCACGCGCAUCCACAUCAUGCCCUCCAUGAACCCUGACGGCUACGAGCAGUCACAGGAAGGUGACAGGGAGGGAACGGUUGGCAGGAACAACAGCAACAACUACGACCUGAAUCGCAACUUCCCCGACCAGUACGUCCCCAUCACUGACCCCCGGCAACCGGAGACCAUCGCCGUCAUGAACUGGCUGAGGACCUACCCCUUUGUGCUCUCUGCCAACCUGCAUGGGGGGUCCCUCGUGGUGAACUACCCCUAUGACGACGAUGCAGAGGGCGUGGUGGCCUACAGCAAGUCGGCUGACGAUGCUGUUUUUAAAAUGGUGUCCCUCGCCUAUUCCAAGGAGAAUGCAGCCAUGUUCCAGGGUCACCCCUGUGAAGAGAUAUACCCGAAUGAGUACUUCAAAGAGGGCAUCACUAAUGGGGCACGUUGGUACAACGUCCCAGGAGGCAUGCAGGACUGGAAUUACCUGAACACAAACUGCUUUGAGGUUACCAUCGAGCUGGGCUGCGUCAAGUACCCCCUGGCCAAGGACCUGCCCAGGUACUGGGAGCAGAACCGCCAGUCCCUGCUGCAGUUCAUCCACCAGACACACAGAGGGGUCAAGGGAUUUGUCCUUGACGCAAAAGACGGGACCGGCAUAUCGAACGCCACCAUCAUCGUGGCAGAUAUUGACCACCCCAUCACCACCGACAAGGCCGGCGAUUACUGGAGGCUGCUGGCACCGGGGACCUACAGCAUUACUGCCAAAGCUCCCGGGUAUGUUCUGGUCACUGUGUACGUGACUGUGCUGUACGAGGAGGUGGUGCAGCUGGACUUCAAGCUGACCCGUGAGGAGAAGGGCCCGCCCCCCGAGGGCCCCCCCGCCACGCAGGACCCCUCGGCGCAGGAGUUCCAGAAACUGAUCAAGGAGCUGUCCUCGGAGAGAGGGCUGGAGGGUCUCAUCCUGAGGUCCGCCGACGACAGCAACUUCUCCCGCUACCGGCCCUACAAGGAGCUGUCGGAGUUCCUGCGCGGGCUGACUCUCAACUUCCCCCACAUCACCAAGCUGCGCAGUUUGGGUCAAAGUGUAGAAUUCCGAACCAUCUGGGCCUUAGAAAUCUCCAACAAGCCAAAGGAGCCAGAGCUGGCCGAACCCAAGAUCCGCUUUGUUGGGGGGAUCCAUGGGAAUGCACCUGUGGGGACCGAGCUGCUCCUGGAGUUCGCUGCGUUUCUGUGUAUAAACUACGGGAAAAACUCUGCCAUCACCAAGCUGAUUAACGAGACCAAGAUUGUAAUUGUGCCCUUGAGCAAUCCUGACGGCCGUGAGAAGGCGCAGGAAAAGCAGUGCACGUCGACAGUGGGGCUGGUCAAUGCGCACGGCAAGGACCUGGACACAGACUUCUUCGGUAACGCCUCUCAGCACUUUGUGGAGCCUCAGCCAGAGACCAGAGCGGUCAUGGACUUCAUCCUGGAGAGGGGCGACACUCUGUCUGUGGCUCUGGACGGAGGCUCUGUGCUGGCCACCUACCCCUACAACAAACCAGUGCAGCCAGUUGAAAAUGAGGACACUUUGAAAUACUUGGCUACUGUGUAUGCUAAUAACCAUCCCACAAUGCACCAGGGUCGCCCAGGAUGUGCAAAUAACCAAGUUGAAAACAUCCCAGGAGGGGUGCUGCGUGGGGCGGAGUGGCACAGUCACAUGGGCAGCAUGAAGGAUUUCAGCGUGGAUUUUGGCCGCUGUCCUGAGAUCACAGUGUUCACCAGCUGCUGCCUCUUCCCCAGCGCAGACCACCUCUCUGACCUCUGGGCUGAGAACAAGCAGUCUCUGCUCAGCAUGCUGGUCGAGGUCCACAAGGGGGUGCGUGGUGUAGUGACGGAUAAGAGUGGGAAGCCCAUCCCCAAGGCCUCCAUCAUGCUGAACGGGGGGCUGCGGGUCUACACCAAUGAGGGGGGCUACUUCCACGCCCUGCUGGCUCCCGGCUCGCACAACAUUGAGGCCAUGGCCGAGGGCUACCAGCAGCAGCACAAGGAGGUGUUCGUCUCCUCCUACGAAGCUGCUAGGUCCAUUACUAUCGAAUUUGAAACGGACAACCGGAUAUUCGGCUUGCCGAGGGAGUUUGUGGUAGCCACUGCAGGAGCCUCGAUGAGCGCUCUGGUCGUCACCGCCUGCAUCAUCUGGUGCGUGUGCUCGGCCAAGUCGAACCGGCAGAAGGACGGCUUCCACCGGCUCCGACAGCACCGUGACGAUUACGAGGAAGAGAUCCGCCUCACCUCCAUGGGCUCCAAGAAAUCCCUGCUGAGCCACGAGUUCAAGGAUGAGACGGAGAGUGAGGAAGAGACCCUGUACACCAACAAGCACUGAGACACACACACACAGAGGUUCCAGGAGAGACUAGGGAGUAUGGGGACAAAACCAAGAGAGAGUCAUUGUGUUGACAUGUUACUGUACAGACUGUGUUUGCAUCUACAUAAUGCGUGUGCACACACACACACGCACGCGUGCGCAUGCAGAUAUGUUACAAGGGUUUGAAGUCCAUCGUUUGUCUUCUUGCAGCAGUGCAACUGAUUUACAUGCGUUUUUAAUUGACACAGUAACGUAGGCGCUCACACAGCCAUCAGAAAUCAAAUCUGGGACUGGUGGAGGGAUGGGACACACGCACACCAGGAACGAGUAAGCCACACUGCCAGUGCUAUCCUCCUUUGUCUAAACGUGUGUGUGUGUGUGUGUGUGAGAGAGAGAGGGGAGGAAUGUAGUAUUGCUGGAACCUCUUGUCACUGCAGAGCUUGUGCGAAUGUCCAAACUUGUUUGGAACUUUUUGUACUUGAUACUUGGAGACUCUUAACAAAUUAAUGGCAGGAACUUUUUUUUUUUUUUUUUUUUUUUUUUAAUAUAUCAUUUGUUGUUUUUCUGUGGAAAAUGGUCUGCUUCACACUACAACCCAAACCAGGAUCUCUCUGCUUCUGCAGUUUGAAACCGCCAAUCAGGGAGGGGGACGGGGGAGUUUAUCCACACCACAGCACCCAGGAUGCUGAGGAUUUUGACCACCCAUAUGCACCGCUUUGAAAUCUGAACUGCUCAACAAGGCCCAUGCGAAAGGCUGUGUGUCUGUAUUCCGCUGUUUAAAGAAGACCUAUAUUAUUUCAGCAGGUUCAGUGUUUGUAAAACUGAUCGGCAUUCUCAGACCUACAUUCCAGGGGAAGGGGCAGAUCUUCCAACACAAUGCAUUUACUAGGACCGUAUUCAUAAAGAGUUUAACACUACUAACUUAACACCAUUGAUGUUUAAAGGCUUCAGAUAAAGAACUCGGGGGAUCAGUUGUAGAACUCUUACACUGACCUUUAGUCAUUUUUGGUAGCUGUGUAACAUUAGCAGAAAAUGUUUAAUUCUGUAAUAUUUUUGGUAUUCAUGUGGUUUCUGGAUCCCCCAUGCUCACACCUGAGGCUGGAUUACUGAUAUCUAGUAGAGAAUAUAUAGAACUCCAGACCAGAAUAGAUACAUAAAAUAACACAAUCUCUUAAAUACAGCACACACGCUCAACACAAGAAAAACGCUGCUGGGUUUGAAUCCGUUGAUUCAAAUGGAUGAAAGCUGGGAUCUUCAGUUGUGUUUGAAUGUUAAAAUCCCACUUCUCAAAGCACAGGAUGAGUUCCUAUCAUCCCCUCUGUGUGUAAAUGCCCUUCCUCAGCAUACUGCAGUGCACUGAAGACGGUCACUUUGUGGAUGACAACAUGUUCUCCUGUAUUUAAAUGAGAUGAUGAAUCGUACUGGACACGCAAAUACCAAAGUGAGCCAGCGCUUAUGAAAAUGAGUUCAUUUAGUAACGAGUCUCAACCAAAUAUUUGGACCGGAUCCACACAGUGUGUCUUUUUAUCCCUCUUUGUGUUUGAUUUUCCUGCGGGGUGUAAUGUGUAUUUAUGGGUAUGGUAUUUCUGAACUGUACAUAGGGUAUGUCUGUAUAUAGAGCUGGUGAUUGUGCACCACAUUUGCCUACAGAGAUUGGCCUACUGCUAAUUCUUGAUUUCCACAGUAUUCUAUGCGGUCUGCUGACCUGAAUUAACCAGGGUGUCUUUUUUUUUUUUUUAUAUAUAAAAUAAAAUGGAAAAUGCAAUUUUUGUAAGUCUUGUGCAGCAUGUGCCUGAGAUUGUGAUCUGUACACACAUGCUGCAAGGUAUUCAUCUAAAGGGAUACUUGGAGAAAGCUGCAGUCAUUUUUGGGUGAUCUGUUAAGCUCAGUUCUCAAUUAAUUAUAGUGCCUGUUUGGUAUUUUAUAUGGGCUGUGUUUGCCCCGAUCCCCUAAUGGAUUAGGAGCAUGAUGGAUCAAUGCUCUGUGCGGCUCCUGAAACCAUGCUUGAUCUGGAUGGGAGUGGAGGCAGCUGGCCUUUCUCUUGGCUGAAUGGCAAACAAAAAGAACAUUCUUUUCAUUGUGUUUUUAUUAAUUAUUAUUAUUAUUUGCAAUUGAUAAUAAAGUUUUGAAAUUUGA